Molecule: messenger RNA, 2238 nt
Organism: Fraxinus pennsylvanica
Lineage: Eukaryota; Viridiplantae; Streptophyta; Magnoliopsida; Lamiales; Oleaceae
Source: the annotation of a GenBank genome assembly
AUGUCGGUGAUAAUGUCAGUGUUAGUGACUGAGGAAUUGGUGGAAAAUGGUAAAAAUAGGGCAUGGUGGUAUGUGGGGUUUAUGGUUAUUGAGAGUGAAAAGAGGUGGGUUUUGGCAGUUGAGAAAGGACGAUGUACGGAGGCCGAGGAAGGGAGAUGGUUGUGGAGUGAGAGAAUGCGGUGGUGGUGUGGUGGAGGUAAUGUUUACGAAGAUCGGCAUUUUGGUCGUGGUCACGCCUUUGCCCUACUCUCUCUAAACCUUUUGUUUUUCUUUGUUUUGUACAGAAAGACUAUCUUUGUUGGUGGUGUUGGCAAGAGAUUGGAACAAGAAUCAGGAAUCUUCUUCAGUAUGCCCUAUUUCGAGGACAGGGUAACUAAUGGGGAUUGGGAUGAGGUGGAAAAUUACUUAUCUGGGUUCACAUGGCCUGAUGAGAACACAAUUUCCAUGAAAAUCUUCUAUGCGAUCCGAGAACACAAGUAUAUGGAGGUCCUGGACAGGAAGGAACGGGCUAAAGCCUUUGACAUUUUAAUGAUGGACUUAAAACAAAUUUCAGUUGAUAAUGAAGAGCGUUUUGAAUAUUUAACUCGGCUUUUCUUCCUUGAAAACAUCAGAGAGGAUAAGGAAGUAUCCAAGCACGGAGACCUAAUCAAUGCUAGGGGUGAAAUGCUUGCUCGUGUUAAGAAGCUUAUAGAAGAAAAUCCCGUGUUCCGUGAUAAGCUGAUAUUCCCCACCUUCGAUCCCUCAAAAUUAGGGACACUAAGUUUGAACUUGCAGCACCAUUUGGCUGCAGUUUCACCUUCACAGUCCAGAAGUGCUGUUCCUAAGCCUGUGGAAUCCCCUCCUCCAUUUCAAGAUCCAUCAUCUCCUCCCCAACCUUCAGCAAGUUAUUCAUCCUCAGUUCCUCACCCUUCAGAUUCUGCAGAUAUUAUGAAGCAUCCUACAACUCCUACAAAUAAACCAGCUGUGGACAACCAAAAUGAUCUCUCUGAACUGGAUUCCUCGUAUGAAUCUACCCCAAUAAGUACAUUUGGUGAUGUCAAUGCUACUACUGGAUCUAGCAUUAAGGAUCGAGCUUCUCCAGUAACAUCCACAGAUUCAGUGAAUGAAGGUCGGCAAAAUUCGGAAGAUGGGAAGCCCAGAGUUGCAGAUGGUUCCACCUGGAAAUCUAGGUUGCGGAAACUGAUAGAAGUGAAUAAGCCAUCAGAAUGUCGUGUCCUGAGACUUCCAGAUAGUUCGGCGGCGAUGAAAGUUCCAAGAUUGAUGUAUACCAAUUCAGGAUCCGCCAUACUGGCUCUAUAUGUUAAUGCUGUACAUAAACUGUGGAAAUCGCCAGAAAAUGACAGUAUUUCGAUGGGAAAAUUCCCCACCAAUCGCAUUCGAUCCUGUACUGCGAGAUUGAUGACAAAUGCUACUAGUGGCAUGAAUCCAGAAGAUGCUGUUCCAUGCUUUGCUCUGUCCAAUAAUGAUUCUUAUGUUAUGUCAGCGUCAGGACGGAAAAUUUCCUAUUUUAAUACGUUGACCUUCCAAACAAAGAAAUCAUUCACAUCCCAUUCAUCGGAAGUAACAUUUCUGGCAUUUCACCCCCAAAACAAUAACAUCAUAGCAAUGGGCUUGGAUGACUCAUCCAUCCAAAUAUAUGAUGUCAAGGCUGAUGAGGUCAAAACUGAGCUCAAAGCUCAUCAAAAAAGGAUAACUGGCCUUGCCUUCUCUAAUAUUCUUAAUGUUCUUGUAUCUUCAGGAGCCGAUUCUUGGCUGUGUGUUUGGAGCACUGAUACAUGGGAGAAGAGAACAAAUGAAUACUUGAGAAGACCAGCUGGUCGCUCUGGUGCUUCUCUUGCAGAUACCCAUGUUCAAUUUCACCAAGAUCAAACACAUUUGCUAGCCUUCCAAGAGACGCAGAUAGUAAUAUAUGAAGUAGAAGCAGCUAAUUUGGAUUGGCGUGCAAAGUGGCCCCUACAAGCAAGUGUCCCUAUCACGUAUGCUACAUAUUCGUGUGAUAGCAAAUCCAUAUAUGUCAGCUUUAUAUGCGGAAGUAUAAGUGUUCUUACUGCUGCAUCACUGCGGUUGAGAUGUCGAAUCAAUCCCUCUUUAUACUUACCUGCCAAUCCAAGCUUACAGGCCUAUCCCUUAGUUAUUGCAGCGCACCCUUCUAAGCCUAAUCAAUUUGCAAUAGGACUUACUGAUGGUGGUGUCUAUGUACUUGAGCCACUAGAGUCUGAAGGCAAGUGGUACCCCUAA